Molecule: messenger RNA, 1158 nt
Organism: Lasiodiplodia theobromae
Lineage: Eukaryota; Fungi; Ascomycota; Dothideomycetes; Botryosphaeriales; Botryosphaeriaceae
Product: Family decarboxylase
Exons: 6
Coding region: 1-1158 (385 amino acids)
Source: RefSeq, a predicted model, not a curated record
AUGUCCGGCCUUGGUGCCGAAUCGUGGACCUGGUUCGCCUUGUCUCUCUUCAUCGUCGCCUGCAGAAUCGUGUCGCGCAUCCUCCUCCUGGGCGCGCCCCAACGACUCCAAGCCGAUGACGCGUUAAUAUUGCUUGCCCUGGGCACCUACACUGCUUUGAUCGUAUGCAUCAACAUCGUUGCCCGAACCAGCAGCAACCUCAUCAACCCCGCCGAUGGGCCCAUACAGUUCACCCCGGAAGUUGUGGCGCAACGAGCGUUUGGCAGCAAGAUGGUCGUCGUGUCCGAACAGAUGCAACUGAUCACCAUCUGGCUGGUCAAAGGCUGUUUGCUUAUUAUGGAAAGCCGUCUGACGACGAGCACCAAGCAAAGUCUAGUAGUAAAGCUUGUUGCGGCGUACGUCGUCGUCGGCUUCGUGGUCAUGGAGAUCCUUUACCUCGGCGUAUGGUGCCGGCCAUUCAACCAAUACUGGGCCGUUCCGACCACCAACACCCAGUGUUCCGCAGCCACCAAUCACCUGAUAACCAACGCCGUCCUCAACAUCUCGUCGGAUGUCUUCAUCAUGGCCAUUCCGAUGCCCAUCUUCCUGGCAGCCCGACUCCCUCUCAAGAGAAAAGUCAUCCUCUGCGGUGUCUUUGGCUUGGGUACCUUCAGUAUUCUGUCGGCCAUUUUGAACAAAUUCUAUAGCUUCACCGAGCCGUUCGGCUCUGCAUGGGUCUUUUGGUAUGUUCGUGAAUCCUCAACUGCAAUCCUGACGGCGAACAUCCCUUUCACCUGGACGCUUCUCCAACGCACCCUCAACAUCGGUUCCUUCGCCGGCUCUUCCCGCGGACGAUCUCGCACCACGUACCAUCAGUUCAACCAUUCCCACAGCACCAAGAACGCCACCAUAUCCCGCAAAGUGCCGCGCCAGGACGACCUGGAGAGAAACGACAGUCAGGAGCAGAUCGUGCCGCUGGAGAUCUGGCAAAACGUGCAGCUCAGCGUGCACACUAGUACCAUCAUAGACGGCAAGAAACCCAGCGCAACAGUCACCGAAGCCGAGUCGAUCAACGACGCCGAAAGCGACAUGAGCAAUCGAAGCAAGAGUAACGUCACUGGUGUUCUGAGCGCAGGCGCAGCUCAGGUAACAACUACGUGUGCUCAUGGGCCUGAUUGA